AUGCAAAGGUUGAAGGCGACUUUGAUGAUGGUAGCAGCUGAGUUGGUAAUAGCUGCAUUCAGUGUUUCAUACAAAUUAGCUGCAGAUGAUGGCAUGCAUAUGAAAGUUUUAAUUACUUACCGUUACUUGUUUUCUUCCAUUCUCAUUUUUCCUCUAGCUUUCUUCCUUGAAAGAAACAAAAGGCCGAAGCUAACAUGGAAAAUACUCUUUCAGGCUUUUGUUUGUGCCAUUUUCGGGGGGCCGAUGUCACAAAAUAUAUAUACUCAAAGCUUGAUUCUAACAUCCGCGACAUAUGCGGCAGCUUUUACCAAUCUUAUCCCACCAUUAACCUUCAUCGUAGCAGUUUUGUUCAGGUUGGAGAAGGUUGAAAUAGGUAAAAUUACAGGAAAAGCCAAGGUUGUGGGAACCCUUGUAGGGGUUGGAGGGGCAAUGAUUCUAACAUUCUAUAAAGGUCAUCAACUUAACAUUAGGUCAACUCAUUUCAACAUGUUACACAAUGCUCAACAUAUGGACAAACAUGUGGCAGUGACGCACAAGACAUCUGAUCAUAUCUUUGGCUCUAUAUUGGCACUCGCUUAUUCUCUUUCUAUCGCUCUUUAUUACAUUUUUCAGAGUAUAUUGAGUGCGAAUUAUCCAUGUCAUUACUCAAACACAUUUUUGAUCAGUGUGAUUGGGUUGAUACAAUCUCUUGCGUAUGUUCUUCCAACUGAGAGAUCCUUGAAUCAAUGGAGGCUCAGUACGAAUAUCAGGCUAUUCUCAGCAAUUUUUCAAGGAAUAUGUUCACUACUAGCUAUUUUUUUGGUCAUGGCAGCUGUACAUCUGCAAGGUCCAUUAUUCGCGUCAAUUUUCAAUCCAUUGGUUUUGGUUUUCGUGGCGAUCGCUGGCUUUCUUGUACUUAAUGAAAAGUUAUAUGUGGGAAGUUUGUUAGGAUCUGUUGUAAUUAUAGCGGGUUUAUACUUGGUGCUAUGGGGAAAAGGUAAAGAGACUAAGAGAUCGCCGAAGCUAACGCAUUCAAGCAAUUCAAAAGAUGUGAAUGAUGUCUCAAAUUCCAUAGCCAAUGCAGUGACUCCAAAGAAUGUGUCCAUGCCUCAUACUACAAAUCCUCCAAGGGUAAAGCAAAAUGAUCAAGAAUUUGUUGAGGAAGUUUGAAGGCUAAAAAGUUAUAAAAUGUUUCAUUUUUUGGUAUAGCCUAAAGACUACAUAAUAUAAUAAGGGGUUGCCAAUAACAUAACUUUGUGUCUGAGAUUAA
This is a messenger RNA of Helianthus annuus (common sunflower), 1249 nucleotides long. Its product is annotated as WAT1-related protein At1g09380. The record is from RefSeq and is a predicted model, not a curated record. Gene Ontology annotation, molecular function: transmembrane transporter activity. Gene Ontology annotation, cellular component: plasma membrane. The transcript is spliced from 7 exons. Lineage: Eukaryota; Viridiplantae; Streptophyta; Magnoliopsida; Asterales; Asteraceae. The coding region runs from base 1 to 1149 and encodes 382 amino acids.